AGGCAACAAUCAUGUCGGGAGUUUCUUGCGAUAUCCAGGGAAUCGAUACUAACUAUACUUUUUGAGGGUGGGAACAACAAGCAAGAACAUGAUGUCCUGUGGAUGGUAAAUCCAUUCCUACUCGAUUCUAUCCUAUCAUUCAACGAUAGGGAAUCCCUUCUUCACACCACUCAGUACUCAACAAGAUCAACAUAGAGACGAGUCUUGAUGUCUAGACCGUCACGUUCCAAUAGAAGAAGAUGCUCGGACGAGACCAACUUUGUGCUUCAACCACGACAACUUCUUCAACCACAACAAGGAGGAUGUUGACGGAAGUUUGAUGUACCAGUAUGAGGAGAACAGCACGAUGUCGGUAGUCGUGCAAGUACCCGGAGUCCUCUCAUUUGAUGUUCAUGUAUGGAAUCCGAAUCCUUCUUAACCUCCUCGAGCUAUCGGCCGCCAUUUUGUCUCUAGUACGGUGGUCACGAAUCAAUGGCCAUAUCAUCUUCACGACCUUUGUUUCUUAUUCAUCUUCAGCGACCUUUUUUCGGAUUUUUUCACGCGCUCUGUUGGUGGCUAUUGAUGUACUGACUUGUUACCGAAGUAGUGCAUUUACUGUUAAAUUGUUAUAUUGAUGAAUCGGUAUUCGUAUUUAGUAGUAGAUAAGUGCUUGCCUGACCUUUCCUUCCUCUCCUUGCUGAGAUUGAACAAACUAGAAGAAGUUUCUAGUACAAGGAAGAGAACCUUUAUACCUACUUCGCAAAAAGUCUCGAAAAUUUGAUUGUAGUUUUCUUGAAAUUUGAGGAUGAAGAUGUUCUUUGUUCCACGACCUAGCUUGAUAAACUACAUUCAUCUUGCUGACGAGAGGUAAGUAACAUCUUGCUGCGAGGUAGCUACAAUAAAAGCUUUGACUACAUGAUGACAUGACAUGGCUGCAGGAGCAUGACAUUAAUCAG
Amoebophrya sp. A25 is the source of this 935-nucleotide messenger RNA. NCBI's taxonomy places the organism in Eukaryota, Dinophyceae, Syndiniales, Amoebophryaceae. The record is from the annotation of a GenBank genome assembly.